This is a messenger RNA of Chinchilla lanigera (long-tailed chinchilla), 1392 nucleotides long. RefSeq names its product SET domain containing 9 (gene Setd9). Gene Ontology annotation, molecular function: protein binding. NCBI's taxonomy places the organism in Eukaryota, Metazoa, Chordata, Mammalia, Rodentia, Chinchillidae. The record is from RefSeq and is a predicted model, not a curated record.
GACCCUGCGGUAUGUUCCAGAGGAAUCCAAAGACAAAGUUAUCUCAGAUGAAGCUGUCCUAGGAACAUUACUGAAAGUUUUCCAGGCUUUGUUCUUAAAUGAUCUCAAUAAACAAUCAGAUAUCUUGACCUUACUUCCACAACCUGUUAAGUCAAAAUAUCAAGACUUACUGGCACUUCAGCAUCAAAGGGUGAAUCUUCUUGAAAACAGACAUCAACAGCAAAAUAUGUUUAAACCAGAAGAAAUUCUUUAUGAGACAUUGGGUUUCAGUGUUGCCCGAGCAACUAGCUCACUGAUUUCUGCAGGAAGAGGAGUCUUCGUUACUAAAGGAUUGGUACCAAAAGGCGCAGUUGUAUCUAUGUAUCCUGGUACAGUAUAUCAGAAGUAUGAGCCAAUCUUUUUCCAGUCCAUUGGAAACCCAUUUAUUUUUAGAUGUCUGGAUGGAACACUCAUUGAUGGAAAUGACAAAGGAAUAUCAAAAGUUGUGUACAGAUCUUGCAGUGGAAGAGAUCGGCUUGGCCCUUUGAAACUGAAUGAUACUACAUGGCUAACAUCAGAAAUUCAUAAUCCACUGGCUAUAGGACAAUAUGUCAACAAUUGUUCAAAUGACAGAGCAGCUAAUGUGUGCUAUCAAGAAUUUGAAGUGCCAGCAGUGUUCCCUAUAGAACUGAAGCAGUAUCUUCCAAACAUUGCCUAUAGCUAUGACAAACAAAGCCCACUUCGAUGUGUGGUUCUUGUUGCGCUGAGGGACAUCAGGCAAGGAGAAGAGCUCUUUUCAAACUACUACACAAUUGUCAGCUAACGUGGUGCACUGGAGAUUAGCUUUUCUACUUAGCUUAGCAUUCUGAGUUAACUCAAAAUGUUCUUUUGUUAAUCAUUCUGAGUUCUACCUGUAGAAUAAAUAUUUUGGAAUUUAAUUGAAAUAAGAAUUGUUUUAUUGAUAUUACAGUUAUGUUCCAGUUUCAUGGUAAAAGUGAUUUGCUUCAUUAUUACAAUUGCAAAAUUUGUAAUGCAAUUGCAGUGUAAUUGGUUUUCACCUACACAAUAGUUUAUUAAAUUAAAACUACUUGAACUGUAAUCUCAAUGUUUUAUUUUGUAUACCUGUGAUUUAUAAAAUUUUAGUCAAGCACCAGCAAUUCUUACAAUGUUGAAGUGUAUAAAUUUCUGUAAAAAUGUUUAUGUUUACAGAAUAAAAAAUACCUAGUGUUGCCAUGAGUAAACUGGUGUGUUUAUAUGUAACUUAAAGAUUGUUCCACCUGGGUAAGGGCAAAACAUGUCAUUAUCCUCUUUUCUUUACUCACUGAACACUCCCCCCUCCCCCCCAAAAAAAGGUUUCAAGAGUAAGACAUUGUUUUAGUACGGGAAUAUAAUUAAAGAUUCGUGUUGAGAGAA